CACAGUCUGUAUGCAUAUUGCACUGUACUGUACUGUUGUAUGCAACAUCUCACAAAACAUCGAAUUCAAGAUGAGUGCUCAAUCAGAUACCAGUGUUGCGGAACAGGCAUCCAAGAGGACUAAACAACAGCCCUUGCAUUCUGAUACCACAACAGACAAUACUACUGCUUCCAACUUCAGGCACAUCAAAAUCACACAUUUUCACCUGGGAAUCAAGGUCGAUUUUUCGAAGAAAGAGCUGGCUGUGAAGGAAGUGAUUGAUGUGAAAUGCUUGCAGAAAUGUGACGCGGUCAUUCUAGACAGCCACGAGAGUAUCCAGAUAUCAAGCAUCGUUGACAAGUCCCCGCCUGAAGCUGACCUUCAGUACGAGGUGAAGCCUUUCACCGGCUAUGGAUCUGCACUGCAUAUCAGCCGACCUUGCAGCGAGGUCGGGGAGGAGUUCAAGAUCGAGAUCACGUACACGGUGGGGAAAGCCCCCGGACUAUGUUGGCUGGACCCUAGUCAGACUGCAGGGAAGUCCAAGCCAUAUCUGUACACACAAGGACAGGCCGUUUUGAACAGAUCUUUCUUCCCCUGUCUUGACACCCCAGCUGUCAAGUCGACAUACUCCGCUACUGUUCAUGUUCCAUCUGGAUUUGCUGCUGUGAUGAGUGCAGACCAAUGGGGGAAGGAUGUCAGUCCGGAUAUCUUCACCUUCCGUAUGAACCAACGAAUCCCUAGCUACCUGGUGGCCUUAGCAGUCGGUGAUAUCGCCUCGGCCCAGAUCGGCCCCAGGAGCAACGUGUGGACAGAGCCAUGUCUUCUGGACAAGGCACAAGCAGAGUUCAGCGUGGUUGUGGAGGACUACAUCUCAACCGCAGAGCGACUCUUUGGACCCUACGUGUGGGGGCGCUAUGACAUUCUGGUCAUGCCUCCAUCGUUUCCCUUUGGUGGGAUGGAGAAUCCGUGUCUGACCUUUGUGACCCCUUGCCUCCUGGUGGGCGAUAAAUCACUCACAGAUGUGGUCAUGCAUGAAAUCGCCCACAGCUGGUUUGGUAACCUGGUAACCAACGCAACAUGGGGUGAUUUCUGGCUGAAUGAGGGUUUCACCAUGUUUGCCCAGCGUUGCAUCAGUCAAGAAUUACUAGGUGAAGCCUACACGUGCCUCGAAGCUGCUACAGGGAGGGCACUACUUAAGCAACGGAUGACAUUUGCAGGAGAGGAUCAUCCUCUGAACAGACUACGUGUGGUGAUCGACAAGGGCAUCGACCCCGAAGACACCUAUAAUGAGGUCCCCUAUGAGAAGGGUUUCGCUUUUGUCAGCUACCUGGCUAGCCUGGUCGGGGGGAAAUCAGAGUUCACCAAAUUCCUGAAAUCGUAUUGCCAACAGUUCAAGUUCAAGAGCGUAGUUGCAGAGGACCUGUUUGAUGCUUUCCUUGACUUCUAUCCAGAGCUUCAGGAACAGAAGAUCACACAAAAGAAAGGCUUUGAGUUUGACCACUGGCUCAACGGCACAUCGUGGCCUCCCUUCGUCCCUGACCUGUCGGCCGGCAGGACGCUGAUGGAUCCAGCAGAGAAGCUUGCUAGCUAUUGGCUCUCUUAUCAUGAAGAGAAAGAUAACAAGGAUCUGUCGUUGGAUAUCUCUGAGUGGAAGACCUAUCAAGUUCUUCAUUUCAUAGAUCAGCUUGUGGAAUCAGAAGAAAGCCUACCUCACGAAACACUCAAACACUUUGCCACAACCUACCCCCAAAUAAGGGAUACACACAAUGCUGAGAUUCGAUUAAGAUGGUCACAACUCACGAUUGGUAGCGACUAUGCAGAUGACUUGUCAAAUGUCAAGGCUUUCCUCAUUGCCCAAGGCAAGCAGAAAUACACUCUUCCCAUUUAUGCUGCAUUGACGAAAGGAUCCAAGAGAAUGAAAGACUUUGCUGUGGAGACAUUUGCUGCAACUAAAGACCAGCUUCACAUAAACGUAAGGAAGCAUGUGGAGAAAAUGGUCAGUGUAUUGUAAACUAAAAUGUUCUGUACAUUUCAAGAGUUCAGUGACACAAAGACGUAACUCCAUAUUUUUCCAAAAUGAGUAUUUGAUAUCAAGAUGUUUAGAAAAAUGUGGGCUUUCCAGGAAAC
Strongylocentrotus purpuratus (purple sea urchin) is the source of this 2106-nucleotide messenger RNA. RefSeq names its product aminopeptidase B. Bases 11 to 1990 code for a protein of 659 amino acids. Gene Ontology annotation, molecular function: metalloaminopeptidase activity; zinc ion binding. Gene Ontology annotation, biological process: proteolysis. NCBI's taxonomy places the organism in Eukaryota, Metazoa, Echinodermata, Echinoidea, Camarodonta, Strongylocentrotidae. The record is from RefSeq and is a predicted model, not a curated record. The transcript is spliced from 12 exons.